AUGGCGCCGACGUUGGCGAAGACCGGCUCAACCGGCUCACUGCUCAACUCAUGCACGACUAGGGCUUGCUGCACCACCCUUGUAUGGGGAGAAUACGGAAUCAGACUGAAGGACACAGACCGCCGGAUAUCAGCAGCACAUCUCAAGAUCGCAGACGAAACCAUCAAGAAACGACUGCGAGGAAUGAAAUACAGAUUAUAUCAUCGUGUCGCGGCAAACAUAGGUGUUUAUACCAGCGGUAAUGAUCAACGUAUGGGAAAGGGAAAGGGCUCAUUCGACUACUGGGCUGCAAGAGUGCCUGUCAGCAGAAUCUUGUUCGAGUUGAAGGGAGAAGUGCACGAGCAGGUUGUGAGGGACGCCUUCCGAUUGGCAGGAAACAAAUUGCCAGGACAAUAUGAAUUCGUGAAGAAAGGAGAUCCGCCCGUCAUGGGCAUUACAAAGUUGGGAAAUGGUGUUACAGAAGAGGAGUUGAGGAGACCGCGGAAAAAGCUGCCGGAGCCGAAUAUUAUGAGCACGGCGGCAAGAAUACCGGCUACCACACCUGUGUAA
Messenger RNA from Pseudocercospora fijiensis CIRAD86, 549 nucleotides. RefSeq lists its product as uncharacterized. Gene Ontology annotation, biological process: mitochondrial translation. Gene Ontology annotation, molecular function: structural constituent of ribosome; rRNA binding. The transcript has 2 exons. NCBI's taxonomy places the organism in Eukaryota, Fungi, Ascomycota, Dothideomycetes, Mycosphaerellales, Mycosphaerellaceae. Bases 1 to 549 code for a protein of 182 amino acids. The record is from RefSeq and is a predicted model, not a curated record. Gene Ontology annotation, cellular component: mitochondrial large ribosomal subunit; ribosome.